This is a messenger RNA of Scheffersomyces amazonensis, 920 nucleotides long. RefSeq names its product proteasome core particle subunit alpha 1 (gene SCL1). Bases 169 to 912 code for a protein of 247 amino acids. Gene Ontology annotation, cellular component: proteasome core complex, alpha-subunit complex; cytosol; nucleus. The transcript has a single exon. Lineage: Eukaryota; Fungi; Ascomycota; Pichiomycetes; Serinales; Debaryomycetaceae. Gene Ontology annotation, biological process: ubiquitin-dependent protein catabolic process; proteasomal protein catabolic process. The record is from RefSeq and is a predicted model, not a curated record.
CGCGACAUCUCCAAUAACUCAUACCGAAUUUGUUCGCCACUUUCAAUAUUAAAGAAAUACUACUAAUUGUAAUACCCAUAUUUACAGUAUAUAUAUACCAAUUGAUUGUUUAAGUAGUUGAUUAAUAUUAACUAAUUGAGAUUAGAAAAUCAGUCACUUAAAUAAAAAAUGUCAGGAUCAGCAGGAUUUGAUAGACAUAUUACUAUCUUUUCACCCGAAGGUAGAUUAUUUCAAGUUGAAUAUGCAUUUAAAGCAAUUAAUUCAGCAAAUAUUACAUCAUUAGGAGUUAGUGGAAAGGAUUCAGCAGUAUUAAUUUCUCAAAAGAAAAUCCCAGAUAAAUUAUUAGAUCCAAAAACUGUAUCAUAUUUAUUUAAAAUAACUCCAUCAAUUGGUUUAGUAGCUACUGGUUCAAUUGCUGAUGCAAGAUCUCAAGCUUUAAGAGCAAGAGCUGAAGCUACUGAAUUUCGUUAUAAAUAUGGUUAUGAAAUGCCAGUUGAAAGUUUAGCUAAAAGAAUGGCUAAUUUAUCUCAAAUAUAUACCCAAAGAGCUUAUAUGAGACCAUUAGGAGUUGCAUUAACAUUUUGUCAAGUUGAUUUUGAAGAUGAAAAUAGAGGUCCACAAAUUUUUAAAUGUGAUCCUGCUGGUUAUUAUACUGGAUUUAAAGCAGUUGCUACAGGACCUAAACAACAAGAAGCUAUUACAUAUUUAGAAAAGAAAUUUAAAAAGACUGAUCAUGUUAAGGGAGAUUGGAAAGAUACUGUUGAAUUUGCUAUUACAGCUUUAAGUUCUGUUGUAGGUACAGAAUUUAGAAAAAAUGAUAUAGAAAUAGGGGUAGCUACUGAAGAAGGAUUCCGAAUCUUAUCUCCUGAAGAAAUUGAUGAAAGAUUAGUAGCAAUUGCUGAACAGGACUAAGUAGUCUA